AUGGCCCCGUCGAAAGAGGUCAUCAUCAUUGGCGCUGGCGUCUCGGGCCUAGGCAUGGCCGUCCAGCUCAAGCGCUUCCUUGGACACGCCAACUUCACCAUCUACGAAAAGUCGGACAACAUUGGCGGCACCUGGUGGCACAACCGCUAUCCUGCAUGCGCCUGCGACAUCCCCAGUCACUUCUACUCGUACAGCUUCGCCCUGAACCCCGACUGGACGACUACGUAUCCUGGCCGCGAUGAGCUCCACGAGUACUUCAUGUCUGUUGCUGAAAAAUUCGACAUUCUGCCCCAUUGUCGAUUCAACGCCAUGUGCGUGGAUCUGGUCUGGGACGCUGCACGUUCGCUGUGGGUGUGCACGUUUGAGGACACGCAGACUGGUGAGCAAUUCGUCAAGGAGGCGCCAGUUGUCGUGAGCGCGGUUGGAACCCUGGACCGCCCUUACAUCCCCGAGCUUGAGGGCGCCGAGUCCUUCCAGGGCAAAAUGUUUCACAGCGCUCGAUGGGAUGAUUCCAUCGAGGUCAAGAACAAGAACAUUGUAGUCCUGGGGAACGGUGCCUCUGCAACCCAGUUCGUGCCAGAGCUCGUCAAGGACGUUGGUCCCAAGGGGAAAGUGACUCAACUGGUCAAGAGUGCUCACUGGUGGACAAAGAGAGGAAACCCAACCUACUCAAAUACCUUCAAGCUCACCAUGAAGUAUGUCCCACUCGCGGCUCGCAUGUACCGCAUCCUCCUCGCCUGGGACCUUGAGAAAGUCUUCUACUCUUUCCUCAUGACCAAAGACGGCGCCCGCAUGAGACAAAAGAUCCGUGACGCCACCAACUCGUUCAUCGAGAAUGAUGCUCCGCCGCAGUAUCGACAAGUCCUGAGGCCCGACUACGAGCCUGGCUGCAAGCGCAGGGUCAACACGGCAACCUACCUGGCCGCUCUGCACUCACCAAACAUGCUCUUGGCCAAGGACCGGGUCACCAAGAUCGGCCCGCGCCACGUCGAGACGGAGAGCGGUGCUGAGUACCAAGCAGAUGCCAUCAUCUUUGCCACUGGCUUCACGACCCAGAAGUGGCUUCACCCAAUCCGCGUCAAGGGCGAGAACGGUCAAGACCUCCACGAGGUUUGGGACGCCUCAGGCGGUGCUGAAGCCUACAAGGGUACAGUUGUCACGGGCUUCCCCAACUUCUUCAUCCUCUACGGGCCGAACGCCGCCACGGGUCAACACUCGGUCAUCUUCCACUCCGAGUGCCAGAUCAACUACACCUGCCGCCUACUGCGGCAUGUACUCACCGGCCGGCACCCUGCGGCCUCCAUCAUGGUCAAGCCCGAAGCCCAGCGUCGCGAUCUAGCCUGGGUGCAUAAGAAGCUCAAGAGCCUUGUCUUCAACAGUGGCUGCCAGAGCUGGUGGAUGGAUCCCAAGACGAAGAAGAACACCUUCAUCUACCCAGACCCCAUGUUCCUGUACUGGUUGCGCACGAUAUUCCCACGCUGGUCUGAUUUUGAAGUCCGUAGGGUUGAAACCCCUGGGGGCUCGAGUUCCAAAGUUGUCUUGAGCACGCUGCUAGCUGUCGGGUUGGGCUCUGUUGCAGUGGGGUGCGCCAAGGAUGUUGACAACUCUCUGAAGCUUGUCAAAGAACUUUUGCAAAGCGUUGGAUCACUAUUACGGUCUGGGUAG
Molecule: messenger RNA, 1665 nt
Organism: Fusarium keratoplasticum
Lineage: Eukaryota; Fungi; Ascomycota; Sordariomycetes; Hypocreales; Nectriaceae
Exons: 2
Coding region: 1-1665 (554 amino acids)
Molecular function (GO): NADP binding; N,N-dimethylaniline monooxygenase activity; flavin adenine dinucleotide binding
Source: RefSeq, a predicted model, not a curated record